GCGCCGCGGCCGAGUGUUCAGCAAGCCCCAUCGAGACAUGAGCAGCACCCGAGAGGGCGUGCUGAUGGUCACCGGCCUCGAGGUGCUGGCGGUCGGGUACUGGGCCACCUCGCUCGACGACUGGCCCGCGAGCCCCGCGAUGCGAGGCCUGACGAUCCUCCUCCUCUGCGCAAACGCGUCCCUCAGCUUUGCCGCCGUCCGCUUCCGCAGCGAGCGCGCCGCGCUCGCAGCACUCGCCGCAUACGCUGCGCUCCUGGCGUGCCUCGUGGCGGAUUUUGGCGUCUCGCACCCGAACUCGGGCUGCGGCGCGGGGUCGGGCGGGGACGACACGGAGCUCGGCAAGCUGCUCGCCCAGCUGCUCUGGACGGUCGACGCCUGCCUGCUCAUGUCGAUCCUCGGAUGGGUGACGAUUGGGAUCGGCUUCGCGUCGGCGGGCUGGGUCGGGCUCCUGCUGCUCGGCUUCUGGCGGCUGCUCCGUCAGGCGGGCGAGAACGACCGGGAGGUGGAGCGCGCAAUCGCCUCCCUGCCGACCGUGCUCUUUCGUGGCAAGCACACGCCUCUCCCGCUGCUCGAGGGCCGAGAGCCGGCCGAGGCGACGUCGUGCGCUAUCUGCCUGGGCGACUUUGAGCCGGGAGAGGAGCUCCGCAUCCUCCCUUGCGUCCACCUCUACCACCGCGCUUGCAUCGACGAGUGGAUCCGGCGAAAGGGCCUCGCCGCAAAGUGCCCGCUCUGCAACCGCAAGCUGGCCGCCUCCUCUUCCUCCUCCAGCAUGACGCUGCCGCUGCAGGCCGUGGGUGCGCCCGACUCGCCAGGCGCGGAGGCGGAGCUGGCGCCGUCGGAGGACACGUCCUCCCUCGCCACGCGGCUGCUCUCGGGCCAGCCGUCGGACCAGCGCGACUGAAGGGAGCGCGGGGGUUGCGGCUUGCGCGCGCGCGGCCGGUGACAUGGGUCAUCGACGCGGGGGUUUUCGCUCUGUUCGUCUAGCGACACCCCCGAUGCGAUCGUUGUGAUGUGUGCGCGGGUGUUUAGGCUCCGAACUCGCAAAGUGUGACUGUGAGUGUGUCAUCAUGUUCAUGAUCAUGUACCGUGUACCACUGC
Emiliania huxleyi CCMP1516 is the source of this 1098-nucleotide messenger RNA. RefSeq lists its product as hypothetical. The record is from RefSeq and is a predicted model, not a curated record. NCBI's taxonomy places the organism in Eukaryota, Haptophyta, Isochrysidales, Noelaerhabdaceae. The coding region runs from base 38 to 901 and encodes 287 amino acids. Gene Ontology annotation, molecular function: zinc ion binding. The transcript has 2 exons.